Messenger RNA from Entamoeba invadens IP1, 2088 nucleotides. Its product is annotated as long-chain-fatty-acid--CoA ligase, putative. The transcript has a single exon. Gene Ontology annotation, cellular component: endoplasmic reticulum; lipid droplet; plasma membrane. Gene Ontology annotation, biological process: long-chain fatty-acyl-CoA metabolic process; long-chain fatty acid metabolic process. The record is from RefSeq and is a predicted model, not a curated record. Lineage: Eukaryota; Evosea; Mastigamoebida; Endamoebidae. Gene Ontology annotation, molecular function: long-chain fatty acid-CoA ligase activity. Bases 1 to 2088 code for a protein of 695 amino acids.
AUGUUCUUGGAGACUUUGCUUGUAGUUACUGUGGUGACUUGUGUUAUUCUUUACUUCUUGCGCCCGAAGGGAUAUCCGAAGGAGAAAGAAGGCGAAUGGGUUGGUGUAGCGAACCCUGGUGAGACGCGCAUUCUUCGCGGGUACAAAGGAGUCGAGAAGUUAACUGAUUUUACGCCACAAGGGAAUACCACCAUAGCGGACUUAGUGAACAGUUUUGCGAAGACUGAGAAAAAAGAUUUCAUUGGGUACCGGGAGCAGCUCGAUAAAGUCUCUGUGAAGACAUAUACUGUCAAAGUGAAUGGGAAAGAUGUCGAAAAGAAUUUAUACAAGUACAAGAUGUCCGAUUACAAGUGGAUAUCUUCCAUUGAAUUUUAUCAUAUGGUAUGUCGACUGUCUGCUGGUCUUAGGAAGUUAGGGUUGAAGAAAGGCGACAAAAUUGGGAUGUUUUGUGAGACGCGAUAUGAGUGGAUGGCAAUGGCAUUAGCUUGUAACAGACAAGGUAUAAUAGUUGUGACAGUAUAUGCUACUUUAGGGGAAGACUCUGCCAAAAUAGCACUUGAAGAGACUAAGUGUAGUGGUAUAAUCGUCUCCUCUGAGACAUCCGACAAGCUCGACAAAAUUCUUCCGGACUUUGCUGAUGAACACUUUCAAGUUAUCGACGUCGACCAUGACGAAAGCGUUCCGUUGAAUAACACAAAGAAAGUGCACAUCACUGGUUUUAAGCAGUUGAACGAAUCAGAAGAAGAUGAGAGUAACACGCCAACUGUAGAGAGUGAAGAUUUGGCUUUCAUCAUGUAUACCUCAGGCACCACACGAAACCCUAAAGGCGUCUUAGUUGGUCAAAAGCAGAUUUUGUUAUUAAGUAAAGCGUACAACGACUCCUUUGAAUUGAAAGAUGACAAGAUGCCUGCGUACUUGCCUUUAGCUCACAUUUUUGAAUUGUGUUUUGAGUUUGCGGUGCUGUCCAACUUUGGGUCUCUUGGCUAUGCAAAUCCACGGACAUUACUUGGCACGUCUUGUUCGAAUUGCAAGAGCGACAUGUUAGCUUUACAGCCGACUUUCAUCUGUGGUGUCCCGACUGUGUAUGGGAGAGUCAGGAAGUCGAUAUUAGAGAACAUUAGUAAUGCCCCAUUAACAAAGCAGCGACUCUUCUAUGGGUGUAUGGAAUUGAAAAAGAGGUUAUACAUCGAUUAUCAAAUCUGCCCGCCUUAUUUGUUCAUGCCGCUAUUAAAAAUGAUCGACAAAGUGGUCUUCCAAGGAAUCAAAGAGUCCAUUUUUGGAAAGAACAUUAAACAACUGAUUGUUGGAGGUUCUGCACUUCCAACAGAACUUCAGACCUUCUUAACAAUCAUAUUACCUGGUGUUGCUGUUGUUCAAGGCUUUGGGAUGACUGAAUUGUGUGGAGCGUCAAGUUGUAUGCCCCCCGGAGACUGCACGACAUCGACUAUUGGUCUUCUCUUCUCGCAUUAUGAAGCUAAAUUAAGAGAUGUCCCCGACUUGAAUUACUUCACUAACACUGUCCCACCAAAAGGAGAAUUAAUGAUAAGAGGCCCACCAGUGUCUAAGGGAUAUUUCAAUCGCCCCGAGUUAACACGGGAAACCUUCACAAAAGAUGGGUGGGUGUGCACUGGAGACAUUUGCACCAUCACCGCCAAUCAUCAUCUGUGCAUCAUCGAUCGUAUGAAAAACAUUAUUAAACAGCCAUGUGGAGAAUACAUCUCAUUAGAACUCAUCGAGUCAAAAUACGCAACUUCUAAAGUGGUCGACACAAUUUGUGUCUUCGCGGAUGCGUUCCACGACUUCACUAUUGCUCUCGUGCUCCCAAACAAAAAGGUCGUCGAAGAACUUUCUGAAGGAAAGAGCUUUGUUGAAGCGUGUAACGACGAAUCAGUCAUCCAAAAGGUCCGCUCUAUUAUGAAAUUGAACGAAAGUGGGCUGAGUGGGAAGGAAAUCGUCAAACACAUCGCGCUGAUCAGUGAAGACUGGAACCCCGAAAAUGAAAUGCUCACCGCCGCAUUGAAGUUGAAACGACCAGCUAUCGCUAAGAGAUACAAGGACGUCAUCGACGCACUCUAUGCCAAAAAUUGA